This is a messenger RNA of Eurytemora carolleeae, 681 nucleotides long. RefSeq lists its product as uncharacterized. Lineage: Eukaryota; Metazoa; Arthropoda; Copepoda; Calanoida; Temoridae. The transcript has 4 exons. The coding region runs from base 58 to 681 and encodes 207 amino acids. The record is from RefSeq and is a predicted model, not a curated record.
AUGUGUUUUUUUUUCAGAUAAAUAUAUGUUUUAAUUAGAGAACUUUCAUUGGUCAAAAUGUCAGGGAAUAAAACUGGGAAUAUAACCAUCCUUGGUCCUGUUAGUAAUAGGAUAAAUAAAGGUCCAGAUCUUUCAGUUCUUAAGCCUCCAAUCCUGACAACAAUAACAGGCAUGAAACAGGCAGUACACAGCCUCGAGACUGGUUCCUUGGAGGUUAAACGUGUUCUGCUGAACGAGGCCAACCUUAUUUACGAGUGCAAAGUCUGCCUUGGGAUGUUUAGGAGUAUAGCUAAUCUAGUCGCACACAAGCGUUCCUUUUGCAAGGAACUGUCCAGCAAUGUGAACCACAAGUUCUCCGGACAGGACAAGGAAAAUCAGACCACUGUGGUGAUCAAGGCGGAGGAUACACAAUGCUCCUCCGACCCUGAGAACUGGAAUAUGGAUAAUUAUUCACCUAGUAUGGAUCUCAUCAGAACCUCAGGGAUUAUCAAUGACAUCCUCUUCGCUCCUCUUGUGAACAAAUUGAAGCCCGAGAAAUCUCGUGAUCUUAAAUCUGUUGCAACUUAUCUCACCGCCAUAGCUUCACAAGAUCCUAACUCUGUUUACAGGUUUUUUUACUUCUUAAAUUUUCCUUGGGUUUUUAAUUUUUUUACAAAUUAUUAUUUUUAUGAAUUUUUAUAA